UGGCGACACCGGAUUUUCAACCGGCCGGAUGAUUAGAAGAUAAAGCCUCCACAUGCCUGUGUUUCCCACCAUCACGCCAACCCCCCUGUCUCCUCCCCACGGCACUAAAAGGAGGGACACAAGAGAUGGCAUCCUUGGAAGGGAGGAAAGGAUAAAAAGGUGCAUAGGUAAAGUGAGUCGGAGGAAAACUUUCAAAACAUUACUUAGAAAAUACAAACGUAUGUAUAUUUUUUCAUCAAACGGACCGAGCCAGGAUAAGCAGUGACUAUCUGUGACACAUCCUGCCUGGUUUUCAAGGGGCACCACUGUUCAAGAGAAGUCCGUUUCAGCAACAGCUUACAGCAAAGGACCAAUCCCAAAGAUGCAUGAGAGGAAAAACUCCGGGUCCUACGAGGUGAACGAGCGGCCGCACUUCAUAGAACAGACGGGCUGGUGUCCCUCUCGCUACUUUCCACUGUGUAUGUCAUCGGUGUGCUCCUGCAUCAUCUACGUGAUCGGAGCCAUCAUCACAGGCAUCACUUACCACCACUACUCCCUCAACGUUAUAUGCAGCAAUCCAGAUACAUUUGAGGUCACAGAGAUGCAUGUGUUCAGCUCGCCAUUAUCGGUGGUGGGACCCUGCCUCAUGUCCUGUGGGGGAACUCUCUUUGUGUACAUUGUGUUUCAGUGGCUCCUGUGCCGUCCUAAUGUCUCUUAACACACAGACAAUUUUUACUGAUUUCUUAACUGUCUUGACUGAUACAAAUACAUUAAAGUGUCUCACCAGCCCUUCAUCACCACAGGGACAUUCUCAAACUAUUCCUUUUUUUUUUACAAUAUCAGUUAAUGACACUUGAAAGGUACAGUACUGGAGUCCAUUUUGUGGAUCUCUAUUCUUCAUGUAUACAAUGUUAGCAAAUCCUUAUCAUAACAUUGAGAAAUAAAAAUACUACAAAAUUUUA
Messenger RNA from Portunus trituberculatus (swimming crab), 941 nucleotides. RefSeq lists its product as uncharacterized. Bases 362 to 697 code for a protein of 111 amino acids. Lineage: Eukaryota; Metazoa; Arthropoda; Malacostraca; Decapoda; Portunidae. The transcript has 3 exons. The record is from RefSeq and is a predicted model, not a curated record.